CGGAGCAUUCACGGGGCCACGUCCGGUGGCGGCGGGGCCGAUGGCGGAGCCAGCGCAGGGCACGGAGCCGCUGUGGCGAACGCCUCCGGGCCGCCUGGCCCCGCCGCACGUCUACCGCAUGGCGGAGGCGUUGGGCGCCGAACUGCGCCGUCUCUCGGGCCGCUUUGGACCCGACGCCGUGGCCGGAUUGGUGCCGCCGGUUGUGCGGUUGCUGGAGCUGUUGGAGGCGUUGGUGGCGCCGGUGGGCUCCGAGGGUGAGGCGCUGCUGGCCGAGCAGCAGGAUGCGGAGGACCUGGAGCAGAGGCUGUGGGAGGCCGAGCGCCGGGAGCGAGCCCUGCGAGGCCGCCUGGCCCAGCUGGAGGAGCAGAACCAGCAGCUCCUGGGGCAGCUGGCAGAGAGCCACCACCAGGAAGACAGCACGGUGCGGAAGGAACGAGAGGUGAUGCUGCGGCUGAAGGAGGUGGUGGACAAGCAGAGGGAUGAGCUUCGUGCCCAGGCUCAUGAGAUCGUCUGCAAGAGCCGAGACACGGAGGCGCUGCAGGAGCAGCUGCACCGCUUCAUGUCCAUGAACGAGGAGCUGCGGCACAAAGUGGCCGUGGUGCAGGCGCAGCUCAAGAGCGCUCUGGAGAAGAAGUCGGACCUGGAGGCCACUGUGCUGCAAACCCAGAGGGAAAUGAGCAGGAGGAGCAGGGCUGCCCCCGAGGCACCGCUGCCACAGCCCAGCCAGGAAGGAGCAGCACCGCUGCCUGCAGAGGAGCCGCCGUGCCAGGAUGCGAGCAGGAGCCCGGCUCAGUGCUGCUUCUCCAUGGAAGAGCUGCAGCAGAUCCUGCAGGAGCGGAACGAGCUGAAGACCAACCUGUUCCUGGUGCAGGAGGAGUUGGCCUAUUACCAGCGGGAGCUGCUGAACGAAGAGAGAAUCCCCAGCUUCUUCCUGGAUGCAAUGAAGUCGACAAUCAAAAAGCAGAGAAGAAAAAUCAGAGCCAAGAUGCUGGGGACGGCGGAGGAGUCAGCGAGUAGCGACGAAGAGGAAGGCUCCUGGCUCCCGGCUCGAGGUGCAGACUGUGUGGAUGCUCCGCCUCCAGAAUCCAAAAUCAGGAGCUUCUUUGGGUUAUGGUAUCAAGGCAGCAGCAAAGACCCUCCCGUGCCCAGCUGCUCCGGAGCCUGGGAAAUCAUCGACUCACUGGACACACAGCAGGAGCAGAUGGGAGAGCACAAACCAGACCGAGGCACACCAGCACUCUGACCCUGUUGGAUCUGACCGUGGCGUCACCGGGAGCCACAGAGCACAGCGUGGUGCACGGCUGGGAUGCUCAGCUGGCACAGAGCAGCUCGGCACCUCCAGGCACCUUGCCCCAUCCUGCCCUACGUGGGGGUUUCACAUCAUCCCUUCCCAACAUCUCCCCAUCCCUGCAAUGUGAAGAUGAAGAGCUGUCUGGGUGCUGCCCUGUUUUCCCCAUGCCGGGCUGAGCAUGCACUGGUGAGGGCUGGGUGGCCUUUGGGAACACAUUUUGAAUGUGGGGUGAAUUGGUUUUGUGCUGGGACUUGUUCCUGCUUCUGGAAAUUGGAAAAGUUCAGCAAUCUUCGUGUUUACGGGAGCACAGCUAUCCGCAUGGAUCAGGUGCUUCCCAGCUCUGGGACUGGAGUCAAAAAUAAACUGGGCUCUUGUUUCUCUGACGAGGUGCCCACUGCAACCUC
Tympanuchus pallidicinctus (lesser prairie-chicken) is the source of this 1695-nucleotide messenger RNA. It is a transcript of the gene RILP, whose product is annotated as Rab interacting lysosomal protein. Bases 41 to 1243 code for a protein of 400 amino acids. Lineage: Eukaryota; Metazoa; Chordata; Aves; Galliformes; Phasianidae. The transcript has 8 exons. The record is from RefSeq and is a predicted model, not a curated record. Gene Ontology annotation, cellular component: ciliary basal body; cytoplasm. Gene Ontology annotation, biological process: cilium assembly. Gene Ontology annotation, molecular function: protein dimerization activity.